AUGAGCGCAAACAUCAAGAAACGCAAUUACCGCAAGAAGCGUGAGGACACCCCUGAAGACUCGCCUGCUGCAGGCACUUCCUUGUCCGAGACAGGAGCAACAGCAGCUGAGGGUGCAGCCGCCCAGGACGACGAACCAGAGGGACUCAGUCUGGACGAGUUGAUUGAACUUCGAAAGUAUAGACAGCGGCCUGCAGGAAUCGCAGCCGUCGAUCUAUUGGUCGGAGACACUACAGGAAAGAAAAAGAAGAAGGACAAGAUCGUCGCUGCCGAUCCGUACAAGCUGCUCUCAGGAGGAGGUCUCGUCGAUAUGGAUGAAGUCCGUCGCAACGAAGAAUGUGAAUCAUCGACAAAGUCAGGAAUGAUGAAUACGUUCACGAAACAGACGAAUGCGCUGGAUGUCGACAAGCACAUGAUGAAGUAUAUCGAGGACGAGAUGAAGAAGCGUCGAGGCGAGGCUGGAGAUGCCGAGGAUGCGAAUGAGCAGCCUGGAAAUUAUAACGGGGACACUGAUAUCUUGGAUGAGCUCGGAAUCAGGAAAACGGCACCAAGACCUGAACAGGAAGGAAACGUCCAGCUUUCGACAACCAUGCUGACAGCCAUUCCAGAAGUAGACCUUGGCAUGGAUGCAAGGCUGAGGAAUAUCGAGGAAACCGAGAAAGCAAAACGCAAGUUGUAUGAGGAGCGGACAACGACAAAUAUCGCCGCCAACGAAAGAUUCUCACAACCGGCAUACAUCCCCUCCGACAGCGAACGCAUCUCACACCACCGCCAAAACAACCGUAACAAUAACAAUAACAGCAAUAACAGGAAUAACAACUACAAUAACAACAACAGCAACCAGUCAGGAGGAGGAGGAGGAGUACCCAACCAUCGUUUCCAGAACUAUGGCAACAACAAUAACCAAGGGAACAGGGGUGCUGGACGUGGUAUGGCGACGGAUGAUCUUGUCAUGGAGCGUUUCAAGAAGCGUACCAGACGCUAG
This is a messenger RNA of Linnemannia hyalina, 984 nucleotides long. The record is from the annotation of a GenBank genome assembly. Lineage: Eukaryota; Fungi; Mortierellomycota; Mortierellomycetes; Mortierellales; Mortierellaceae.